Leguminivora glycinivorella is the source of this 2565-nucleotide messenger RNA. RefSeq lists its product as uncharacterized. NCBI's taxonomy places the organism in Eukaryota, Metazoa, Arthropoda, Insecta, Lepidoptera, Tortricidae. The record is from RefSeq and is a predicted model, not a curated record. The transcript is spliced from 9 exons. The coding region runs from base 176 to 2467 and encodes 763 amino acids.
UGGCUUGCAUAAUAUAGAUUUCUGAACGAAGCUUUUGUGUCACAUUAUUGUCAAUGUAUAUGUGUCAUUUUACGCGCAAGAGAGGCGGGUUGUGGGUUGAGAGCAUUAUUUACUUUUAGUUAAUUUUACGUAUUAGAUUUUUAAUUAAACUAGCAUAAUUUAGUAUUAAAUAAACAUGGACGGGACACCGGAUAACAUCAUAGUGAAUUCUUGUGAACUAACACCGAUAUAUUUGAUACAGGAUUCGGGCGUCGCUCAGGCUACGUCGUAUGUUUUAACACCGGCGAACCAAGUUGAACAAAAACCAGUGAGUAACCUCAAAAGAUUUUACGAAAGUAGCGGGAAUUUGGAGAAGAGUGUUCUUCUGAAUAGCCCAGAGCCCCCAGCGGCGAAGCCUAGAAUUUUGAAGAAAGCUGAAGCGGGUCAGAUUGGAAAUAACCUGAAAUUAGCCAGUUUUCUUGUGCCGAAGACAAGUGCUCAUAAUGUUCAGACAAAGCCGGUGCACACAGUAAACACUGUGACCACAGUGAACACAUUGAACACAGUGAACACAUUGAACACAGUUAACACCGCGAACAAUAUAGUGUUCAAGCCGGCGACAGCUACUGUGGUUACUACUAGCCAGAAUGUUCCGCUCACCAUGACGCAUGCAGUGCCGAAGCUAGACAUGGACAGGAAGAUUGUGAAGUUGAAGCCCUCUGAUACAGCUUCAAGACAUUUCCGUGGUAGAUCAGUACCAAAGAUAAAACCCAAAGAAGUGACACCAGAACCGCCAAAAUAUACAUCAGUGCAGUUACUCAAGCUAGGAGAGACAUACCAUAGUCUCAAUGUCCUGAGUGACGACCAGGUGAAAAUGGUGAACCAAGCUCUGAACAUCAUCAAGGAUCCAGAAAAGAUCCCUCCUGAGCCUGCUUACGACCCUGUCACAAAUACACGAUUCAUAUACAAGGUCGUGUCACCAAAAGACUUAAAGGUGGUCGGGCGCAACAAGGUGGCGCUGAAAGAGCAGCGCCGUGUCGCCGCCGCGGUCGAGACGCGCCCGUUGGGGACGGUGAUCACGCGCAGCGGGCGCAAGGUGCGGCUGCCGCGCGCCGUGCAGGAGGAAGAGCCACAGAAGCCCCGCCCCACCGCACGGAAGCCCGCCACCGUCGUCACAUGCGCGCAGUGCGACACUGACUUUGGCAGCCUCUACCAGUUGCAGAAGCACUACGAGAGCCAGCCCACCCACGCACCGUCCAAGACGCACUGGAGCCUGUUCCACUGUCUGCUGGCCAUCGUGGCCGGCUCGCCUGCUGAGGCCAGGGCUAAGCUGUUCAUACAACAGCUGGAGCUGUUGGUCCGGAAGCUGAAGGCGCUGCUGCCGUGUCUGCUGGCCGGCGCCGGCGCGUCCAACGGGGAGCCCGGCGGCAAGCCCUCCGCGCAGCCCGCUGACAUCGGAGACGACGUCGGCAGAUUAUUCGGUCUGAGUUCCGGCAAGUACAACCUGGACAUGGACGCCUUGAGCUGCGUCAAGGGCAAGGACGGGCACUGCAAGCACAACCCCGCGCAGCCCGCGGCGGCGGCGGGCCCCGCGGACGGCAAGCCCUCGCAGCGCUGGCGCCACCAGCACCGCGACGACUGCGCGCGCGUGCACACCGCGCACUCCUGGCCCGUCGUCGGCCCCAAGCUCCACGACAUCAAGCAGAAGACUCAAAAGAACAAGAAAAUGAAGCUCGUCCCCGACAGCGAAAUAAUAGAACUCAACCGCGAGGACCUCCUCGCCCUCGGCGCGAGCGACGCCGAGGUCCCGGUCCCGCAAAAGAUGAUCUCCCUUCUCAAAAAUGAAAUCGAGCCCGACCCGCAACCCGACAAACCCCAAACGGAAGAAAUCGAGAAACCUAAAGGUCACGUUAAGUUUCAUAGUGCGCACUUCGAUAUCCGCUCGUCCCCUAUCAAACCCUCCUCCUCCACGGUGUUCCGGACGUUCCAGAUAAACCCCGAUAAGAUGGAGAAAUUAAACGUGCAAAUCAUAAGGCCCCUGGAGCUAGAUCAGACACCCAAUGAAGUUAUAAAUGAAACGCCGACGAUCUCAGAUUGUACAAAGUUAGAUAGUAUAUUUAGAGAUGAAAUAGAAAUGUCGUGUAAAAAUGUAAUAAAUAAUGAACUCAGUGAUGGACUUAAUUUCAAUAGUGGUAAGGAUUGGGCGAUAUCGUCUUCGAAUGAUGACCAGUCGAAUGCGGUGAUAGAGCCGGCUCUGUUACACAUACCUGACGAUAGUCUGGCUUAUAGUGAUAUCAACCAAAACGCUGAUAUGCCAGUAUUGACUGACGAACACGAUACUCAAGAUGGCCGCCUAAGUUUGAGUCAACAUCAAUCAGUAUUGAACUUUCUAGAAACCUUAGGUAAUGAACUAAGUUAUCCUGAACCUGAGAUUAGAAAUGCUGCAGUUGACUUUCAAUUAGACUUAUUUUCGUUUAAUAAUACUUAACACUAGUUCCUAAGCAUAGGUAUAUUUAAAUUAAGCACACAUGACUGAUAAAUAAGUAAUGUUUAUUUACAAUAAAAUAAUUUUAGUAGAAUUUCCUA